CUUACAAAGCUGGAGGAUCUAACUUUGUAUAAUAACCGGAUUUCUGUAUUUGAGAACAUGGAUGGCCUGAAGAAUCUGCAGGUCUUAUCUAUCGGGAAUAAUAACCUGGCAUCCCUGGAAAAUCUCGUCUACCUGCGCAGGUUUGAACAUUUGCGGACGUUAAAUCUCGCAGGGAAUCCAAUGUGUGAGGACCAAAACUGUAAAUUGUUUGUUGCUGCUCACCUCCCAAACCUGGUGUACCUGGACUUCAGACUUCUAGAUGACAAUAUAAGAGACAUAGCCAAUGUGAAGUACCAGUACUCCAUUGAGGAAAUGAAUCAUAAUGAGACUUUGGAGAGAGUGAAGAGGGAAAAAGAAGAACAGAGUAAGCAAGAGUUGGAUAAGCACAAGGCUGCCUACGUGGAAUAUCUGAAUGGCCCCUUCCUUUUCGAGGCCAUGUAUGCAGAG
Molecule: messenger RNA, 447 nt
Organism: Staurois parvus
Lineage: Eukaryota; Metazoa; Chordata; Amphibia; Anura; Ranidae
Source: the annotation of a GenBank genome assembly